Molecule: messenger RNA, 3665 nt
Organism: Linum trigynum
Lineage: Eukaryota; Viridiplantae; Streptophyta; Magnoliopsida; Malpighiales; Linaceae
Source: the annotation of a GenBank genome assembly
AAUGAUUAAUUGGUAAUUUUUUAGGCAAUAGUAACUCACUUAUAGAGGAGAUCUGGAAUGGAUCUUUGAGAAACGCAAUAGCAGUGCAUCCAGCAAAGAAUAACAAUGUCUCACGUGGAUAAUAACUGUCGCGCAAAACUUAGUGGAUAAAAGAUGAAACAAAAGUUCUUAAAUGGGAGAAGGGUAAUAUAUAGGAGGUCCUCUAAAUAUAAGAAGUUACUAGAAGGAUAUGUGUGUGAACUGUGAAGAAAAGGAAACCAGUUGCAUUUGAAAAAUUUGGAAGCCACUAAUAAAUAGUAACUCAAAAUUUUGACUUUUAUAUAUUAAUUAAUUAAUAUAUUAAAUAAUAAUUUUUACACCUUUUUUACUCACUGCUUUCACCAAAUGCUAUUAUAGCCCAAUGGCAACCUUUUUUUUUUUAUUCUGACACAUAGAUAAUGCAUUACGUGAGGAGGUCAGAACAUGUGAAGAAAUAGUUGCUCUAAAUAAUUAGAGUUUGUUGGAAGAAAUUUAAUUAUAAAUUUUAUAAACAUAUCUCUCAAACUUAAGCCAGUCAUAUUGUAUUAGAGUUUUUAUAUAUAAAAAAAAUUGUAUUAGAGUUUGGGCCAUCUGGUUGAGAAUCUUGACAUGGUUUAGAACUUUCUAUGACCGGUAGCUAAUUUGUUCUAGUUCUACAACCUCGUUCUCGGGUUGUGCAAACUUCAAACUCAUAUAAGUAGCUUGAGUUUAAGGGACAUGUUAGUAUGUAGUAUAAGAUUGAUCAUUAAACCUCUCCCAAUAAUUAUAGUGCGUUUGGAUUGGUGUAUUUCAAAUGUAAAGUAUUUGAAAUACAUGUAUUUAAAAUGCAUGCAUUUGAAAUACUAGCAUGUGAAAUACAUGUAAUUCAAAUUUGUCGUUUGGAUACUUAUUUGUAUUUGUUCUAUUUCAAAUUUUGUGAUUUUUCAUUUUUAUUUUGAAUUUUCUAAGCACUUAUUAUAAUUUUUGGUAAAUUUAAUUUUUCCUAUAGUUUAGUACCUAAACUUAUAACAUUUUACAAAGAAGUCCAGAAAUUUUGAUGGUGAAAUUAUGUCUUGGUACCUUUAUAUGUUUUUCCUAACACUAGAGUACCUAAACUUUUUAAAUUUUAACAAAUAGGUCCAAUCUUUUGGUAGGAGGAGGUAUUUUUAGAUCACUAGUUGUUGAAAUGUAUUUGAAGUUGACAAGUAAUACACAAGACAUAUAUUUGGAAAAUACCCCAUGAAUUUGACACAUCCAAAUACCAAACGUAAUGAAUAUCCCAACAAAUUAUUUGACAAUAGGAAAUCUAAAUCACAAAUACCAAAUCCAAAUCAUUAUAUACAAACACACUUUUAAAGUUAGUUGGAAUUUAACAUGAUAUUAAAACCUUAUAUAAUCGAUAGGUGUUACGUUAGAAUCUCCUAAGUACAUAGUGAUUUUCAAUGAGAGAGACAACUUGGGGAUGGAAUCUGCUGAAAGCCGGAUGCGGCAUCGAUGAUUCCGCUUUACGUACGUUGAGAUAGAUGAGACCAAUCAGCUAGCUAGGCCGAUCCAUCCCAUUCCUAAGAUAUAUAAUAUUAUUCAAGCAACAAAAUUCAUCCUCUCACAUUAAUAUAAAGCUAGCCCGUUUCCACUCAGAACACAUAUUAAGUUGCUAACACGAGAGAGAGAGAGAGAGAGAGAGAGAGAGAGAGAGAGAGAGAGAGAGAUGGGCGUACAGGUUGGUCGCUUGGAUGCUCGAAUGGCCACAGUGAUGAUGUCGUCGCUAAUUCUGACAAUGAUCAACGGAUGCUUCGACGGCGGUGUAAUCAUCAUCUCUGCUGAAGCUGCCCUCGAUCCUAUGUGCGCUGCUUCCAACGAAUGGUUCUGUAGUCCGACCGACCUCGGUAUCUCAGGCUCGCUGGAGUCAGUAUUAUCGUUACUCGUCAUCCAGUUGGAGUGCGAGCCGAUGUACAACAAUUAUCAGUCAUCUCGAAAACUAGUCGCCUACAUGCAUUCUUCUUGUGCUGAUGCCAGUGAUCCCAACUGCGCUGAUUGCUUGUACAGAGCGACUCAAAUAAUGCGCGAGUAUUGCCCGGGCAAAGAUGGAGCUCAGUACGGGACGGAAGAGUGUUGUGCUCGAUACGAGAAGAACAAGUUUUGUUGAGCUUAAUUAACUAAUUAAGAAAUGCUGUUGUGUAUGUUGUCCGAAUAAAGUUACCUGCCGUCAUGGUUUUGUAGGCUUCUCAUAGAUAUAUGUAACGGGGAAAGAGAUAAUACACGGUAUAAAAUAAAACUAGAGUUAUUAAUUCCACGAUGAGAUCUUAAUCCGGUGAUGUUUUACGAUGGGUUUUGAAUCUAAUUGGCCGAGUUUGGCCAAGUGUCAUCAGGCUGUUGAACGAGACCGAGCUGUUAUGGAAGUAAGCACCUUUGGUGUCCGAGUGUUAACACCUUUGGUGGCCAAGUGUCAUUAAGGAUAAACAUGUUAUUUAAUAUAAAAUUAAUUAUUUUUAUUUUCACCGAAUGUUAACAAUCACAGUUACCAAACAAUAAAAAUUUUAAAAUAUAUUUAAACAAUACAAAGAAUUAGAAUCUUUAGAUUGUUGACAAUUUAUAGAUUUAAACUCAUAUUCUCCAAACGACCCCUUAUUCUCGUAGCUGAUUCUCCUAAUUAGAGAAGGGAGGCUUCUUCAAUAUUCCUCAAUAUUAUCACCAUCGUCAAACUUAGGAUGGUUAACAAUCCAAAUAUUUAACUCUUCUAUUGUUAAACUGUGAUUGUAAGAAAUAACAAUAAAUUUUUUAAUUUUAUCUAAAAUAAUAUAUUUAUUCAUAAUAAAAAAUUAGAAUGGUUCGAGAAAUAUUGACUAUUUAUUUAUAAUUAUAUUUAGUGGGAUAGAUAAAUAAAUAAAAAGGAAGAGAUAAAGUGAUUUAAUCUUGAUAUUCUUGAAGUUACGGCUUAAUCUUGAUAAUAAAAAAAUUAGAAUGGUUGGAGCUACUUUGAUAAUACGGCUUAAUCUUGAUAUUCCUGAAGUGAUUUAAUUUCAUUUAAGGUAACAUUCUUACGAAGUUGAAAAUUAUUUCUUUUCGAAAUCUAAAAAUGCACCUUAAUUUUUUUAUGAUAAAAGAAUGAGAUCCAGCUCAUAUGGUUGCUUGAGAAAAUACUACUCAAGAUCCCUACUAUUACAUUACAAAAACUUAAUGAAUUGAAGCUUUGGAAGUAUGUGAAUGAGGCAAUAUUAAUUUGAAUAUAAUGAUUGGUUAAGAUCGAAAACCUUCUUUUUUCUUUAGAGGCUGAAUUUUAUCCAAUUCUUAAUUAACAUAAUUGGUUUGGAUAAAUUAAAUUGAAACAAAUCAAGCUCCGGUUAAAAGGUGGGUACUUUGUUGAUAUCAUCCGAGUUCGAGGUUUCUCUUCUGAUUUAGAUCAUAUAUAGUGGUAUCAGAGUCCGGUUCAAACUCAGCGGCAAUUUUAAGAUCUCCGAUUCAAAAUCAGCAACAAGGAGAAGAUCUUAUCAAGCAAUGGCAGCAGAGCUAGAGCACGACAAUAUGAUCUAUACUCGUUGUUGGUUUAAGAGAACACAUGUGUUCUCUGGUUAUUGAUGGAGAGAUCAAAUCCAAUUUGAUCAGUUCAAGGGCAGUAGCUAAGGGGUCGUUUGGUUUUGGUGAUUGUUAAAUAGAAGCAUUGUCAUCAA